This is a messenger RNA of Musa acuminata subsp. malaccensis (wild Malaysian banana), 1742 nucleotides long. RefSeq names its product RNA pseudouridine synthase 3, mitochondrial. The record is from RefSeq and is a predicted model, not a curated record. NCBI's taxonomy places the organism in Eukaryota, Viridiplantae, Streptophyta, Magnoliopsida, Zingiberales, Musaceae. Gene Ontology annotation, biological process: enzyme-directed rRNA pseudouridine synthesis. Gene Ontology annotation, molecular function: pseudouridine synthase activity; RNA binding.
UCUCCCUCGGUGCUCGCCUUCCCUGCCGCUGUCGCGUCGGAAUCCAGUUACUUUCCCUAUGCUCCGGUGCCAUUGCCAGUCGCCGCCGUGGGUCGUGCUGAGAGUGGUCAGGUGGCUGUCGCGGAUAGCCCCGCCGUCUCCGGCGACGGCCGAGCCGGUCAUCCGCGUCUCUAAUAACGUCGCCCGUCUCGGCAAACCCAAGGAGGGCCCGAAGCCGCGGCAGCUGCUAUCCCUCCCUCCAUUCCCCUCGACUGGCACCGACCCUCUCCCUGGCCGGAAGAAAGAUCCGGCUGCUAGCGGCCAGCCGCGCCGGGUCACCGCCAUCAGCUGGGUCAAGCACUACUUCGCGGAUAUCCCGCCGGAAGUCAUCCAGAGCCACUUCAACAAGGGCUUGGUGCAUGUUGAAAGUUCAAAUCAUGACUUUCAAACCGAGGAAAAUUAUUUAAUGCACUGUUUAAAAAAGAUUAAGCAUAAUCAUAUAAUGGAGCCCGGCAUGAAGAUUCAUCUUCCUGUAUCAGCUGCAGAGACCAAGAUCAUUAAGAGAUAUGACACUAUACCAACUGCAACUUUGCAUCCCAAUGCUGAUGAAAUAGAAUACAUAAGAAGACUUGUUAUUCACAAGGAUUCAGCUAUCAUUGUGCUAAAUAAGCCCCCUAAAGUGCCCAUGAAGGGAAACUUACCAGUUCACAAUAGCAUGGACAUCUUGGCAGCAGCAGCAUUAUCAUAUGGCAGUGAUCAGGGUCCUAAGUUGGUGCAUCGACUUGACAGAGAGAGCAGUGGCUUGCUAUUAUUGGGGAGGACAAAAGAGAGCCUCACUCGUCUUCACUGGCUUUUCACUAAUGUUAAUCUAGCAAAAUCAUCUUCUGAGAUAUGGAAUAAUGCUUGUGAGGCAACAACCCAAAGGUACUGGGCCUUGGUCAUAGGCUCUCCUAAAGAAAGGGAAGGCAUUAUUUCUGCUCCACUUACGAAGGUGCUUCUAAACAAUGGGAAAGCAGAAAGAAUAAUUCUGGCCCAUCCUUCAGGGAUAGAUGGUUCUCAAGAUGCCAUAACUGAGUAUAGGGUGAUGGGACCCACGAUCAACGGAUGCUCAUGGGUUGAGUUGCGCCCGCUUACUGGUCGCAAGCAUCAGCUCCGAGUCCACUGUGCCGAAGCACUGGGCACUCCCAUUGUCGGAGACUACAAGUACGGUUGGUUUGUGCACCAGAGAUGGAAACAAAUGCCUCGGGUGGACUACGAGACAUUAAGUGGAAAACCAUACAAGCUGCGGAGACCAGAAGGUUUAGACGUUCAAAAGGGCAGUGUCCUGUCGAAAGUCCCAUUACUGCACCUCCACUGCAGAGAAAUGGUAAUCCCCAACAUUUCCAAGUUUCUUGGCAGUUCAGGUGAAUGGCUCGUUGAAUGCAAUCCGGGGUCCACCAGUAAGCCUGAUCUUCUCCGAAUUGUUGCACCGAUGCCUUCUCACAUGAAAAUAAGUUGGAAUGUUAUGUCAUCAUUCUUAGUUUAGUGUGUGGAUUAGGGUUGUGUUAAAUAUCUCUUCUCUUUUAAUUUUUGUUGUAUUCCCCCUUCAUCAGCAAACCACAUAUGAAUUCUCAUUCUUCACUGUUCUCUGCCCGCUUUAUUCUCAUGUUUGGUUCAAGAUUGGUAUUGCUCAGGUUAUGCUGCCUGGUUGUUCCUCGGGCUUUAUGGUCCAAUGGACUAUUAACUCUAUUAAGAGCAGACAAUUGACAGAACUUUUUCUUUCA